Striga hermonthica is the source of this 2310-nucleotide messenger RNA. Lineage: Eukaryota; Viridiplantae; Streptophyta; Magnoliopsida; Lamiales; Orobanchaceae. The record is from the annotation of a GenBank genome assembly.
AUGGCUGAAUUCCUUGACCUGGAAACGCAGGACUCCGUCCGCAUGCCGUGGAACGUCCUCCCCGGCACGAAAGUCGACGCCGCGAAAUGCGCCAUCCCGAUCUCCGCCGUCUACACCCCCUUAAAACCCCUGCCGGCGUCCACGCCGCUCCUCCCCUAUUCACCGCUCCGGUGCCGCAGCUGCCGAUCCGUGAUCAACCCGUUCUCGAUCGUCGAUUUCUCCUCGGUGAACAAGAUAUGGAUCUGCAGCUUCUGCCUCCAGCGCAACCACUUCCCGCCGCACUACCAGUCCAUAUCCGAUCAAAAUUUGCCGGCGGAGCUCUUCCCGCAGUACACGACGAUUGAGUACGAGACCACGGCCCCGAACGAGAAGCCGCCGGCUGGGAGCAGUAACGUGUUUUUGUUUGUUGUGGAUACUUGCGUCAUUGAGGAGGAAUUGGGUUUUUUGAAGUCUGCGCUGUUGCAGGUGUUAGGAAUGGUGCCCGAAAAUUGUUUGGUUGGGUUGAUUACUUUUGGGACAUAUGUGCAUGUCCAUGAACUGGGAUUUGGGCAGAUUCCAAAGGUUCACGUGUUCAAGGGGACAAAGGAGGUGAGCAAGGAUCAGUUGUUAGAGCAGAUGGGCUUCUUUUCAAAAAGGCCAAAGCCAACUACGGGUGUGAUUGCAGGGGUGAGAGAUGGACUAUCACAGGAAAGCAUUGCGAGGUUUUUGUUGCCUGCCUCCGAUUGUGAGUUCGUUCUGAAUUCGAUUUUAGAGGAGCUUCAAAAGGAUCCAUGGCCGGUUCCAUCAGAUCAACGGGCCGCUAGAUGUACUGGAACUGCAUUAAGUUUGGCUGCCCAUUUGUUGGGAGUAUGUGUUCCUGGUUCGGGAGCUAGAAUCAUGGCGUUUUUGGGUGGGCCAUCAACAGAAGGGCCAGGAGCUAUAGUAUCUAAAAAUCUGUCUGAACCUAUUCGUUCUCACAAAGACUUGGACAAAGAUUCUGCUCCGCACUAUCACAAAGCAGUGAAGUUUUAUGAAGGACUUUCAAAACAACUUGUUCAUCAAGGCCAUGUGCUAGAUGUUUUCGCUUGUGCCCUUGAUCAGGUAGGAGUUGCUGAGCUUAAAGUAGCAGUUGAGAAAACUGGUGGACUUGUUGUUCUUGCUGAAAGUUUUGGCCAUUCAGUUUUUAAGGAGUCGCUAAGAUGUGUUUUUCAAUCUGGCGAUCAUGAUCUGGGAUUGUCAUCAAAUGGUAUAUUUGAGAUAAACUGCUCAAAGGAUAUCAAAAUUCAAGGAAUUAUUGGACCUUGUGCAUCACUUGAUAAGAAAGGUCCUUCCUGUUCUGAAACUGUCAUUGGACAAGGAAAUACUACUGCAUGGAAGUUGUGUGGCCUUGACAAGACUACUUCCUUGUGUAUUAUAUUUGAUGCUACCAAGAAAGAGAGCCCAGAUUUCAUUACUCCGGCAGCCAACAACCAGUUUUAUUUCCAGUUUCUGACAUAUUAUCAGCAUGGCAGUGGACAAAUGAGACUACGUGCCACUACUCUUUCCAGAAGAUGGGUUGCUGGACCUGGAACUAAAGAGGAUCUUAUAUCAGGAUUUGACCAAGAAGCAGCGGCAGUGGUAAUGGCACGCCAGGUUUCUACCAAAAUGGAAACUGAGGCUGAAUUUGACCCUAUAAGAUGGCUGGAUAAAUCAUUGAUACACAUAUGUUCUCAAUUUGGGGAGUACCAGAAGGAUAGUUCAUCUUCUUUUAGUUUGUCUUCGAGAUUAUCGAUAUUUCCUCAGUUCAUGUUUCAUUUACGGCGUUCACAAUUCGUCCAGGUCUUCAAUAACAGUCCGGAUGAGACAGCAUACUUUAGAAUGAUACUGAACAGAGAAAAUGUUUCUAACUCUGUCGUUAUGAUUCAACCGUCUUUGAUUUCCUACUCAUUCCAUUCCGCACCAGAACCUGCUCUUCUUGAUGUGAUUUCCAUUGCUGCUGAUAGAAUACUUCUCUUGGAUUCGUAUUUCACUAUUGUUGUAUUUCAUGGAUCCACUGUUGCACAAUGGCGAAAAACUGGGUAUCAUGAACUGCCCGAACAUCAGGCGUUUGCUAACUUGCUACAAGCUCCACGUGAUGAUGCGAAUGCAAUAAUGAGAGACAGAUUUCCUGUACCUCGCCUUGUAGUUUGCGAUCAACACGGUUCUCAGGCCCGUUUUCUGCUAGCAAAAUUGAAUCCAUCAGCUACUUACAAUUCCGAUACUCCAGCUGUCCCGGGAGGCGACAUAAUAUUCACUGAUGAUGUCAGCUUUGAGGUCUUCUUAGAUCAUCUUCAGCGUUUGGCAGUUCAAUAG